AUGGCGACCACGGCCCAGGAGCACCUGGAAAUCGGUGGCCGCAUCAAUUGGCUGGCCUCCCUCAACACAGCCUUCACCCCUGCCCGCAACUUUCGCCGCACUGCCAUCAUCUGCACCAUCGGCCCCAAGACCAACUCGGUCGAGGCCCUCAACAAGCUUCGUGAUGCUGGCCUGAACGUGGCCCGUAUGAACUUCUCCCACGGCAGCUACGAGUACCACCAGUCUGUCAUUGACAAUGUGCGCGCUGCCGUUGACGUCCACCCUGGACGACCCGUUGCCAUUGCCCUCGACACCAAGGGCCCCGAGAUCCGCACCGGCAACACCACUGGCGAUGUGGACAUUCCCAUCACCGUCGGUACCGUCAUGAACAUCACCACCGAUGAGAAAUACAUCACUGCUUGUGACACCCAGAACAUGUAUGUCGACUACAAGAACAUCACCAAGGUGAUCCAGCCUGGUCGUGUCAUCUACGUCGACGACGGUGUCCUUGCCUUUGAUGUGCUGAGCAUCAAGGACGACAAGACCGUCGAGGUCCGCGCCCGAAACAAUGGAUUCAUUUCCUCCCGAAAGGGUGUCAACUUGCCCAACACCGAUGUCGACCUGCCCGCUCUCUCUGAGAAGGACAAGGCCGAUCUUCGGUUUGGUGUCAAGAACGGUGUCGACAUGGUCUUUGCCUCAUUCAUCCGCCGUGCUCAGGAUAUCAAGGAUAUCCGUGACGUCCUGGGACCCGAGGGCAAGCAGAUCCAGAUCAUUGCCAAGAUCGAGAACCGACAGGGCCUAAACAACUUUGCCGAGAUUCUCGAGGAGACCGACGGUGUCAUGGUUGCCCGUGGUGACCUGGGUAUUGAGAUCCCCGCCGCCGAGGUGUUCGCUGCCCAGAAGAAGAUGAUUGCCAUGUGCAACAUUGCUGGCAAGCCCGUCAUCUGUGCUACCCAGAUGCUCGAGUCCAUGAUCAAGAACCCUCGUCCUACUCGUGCUGAGAUUAGCGAUGUUGGCAACGCCGUCACUGAUGGCGCUGACUGCGUCAUGCUUUCUGGUGAGACCGCCAAGGGUAACUACCCCGCCGAGUCCGUCCGUGAGAUGCACGAGGCCAGUCUCAAGGCUGAGAACACCAUCCCCUACGUCUCCCACUUCGAGGAGCUGUGCACCCUGGUGAAGCGCCCCGUCUCCCCCGUCGAGUCCUGCGCCAUGGCUGCCGUCCGUGCCUCCCUCGACCUUGGAGCUGGUGGUAUCAUUGUUCUCUCCACCUCUGGAGACUCAGCCCGCCUGCUGUCCAAGUACCGCCCUAUCUGCCCCAUCUUCAUGGUGACCCGAAACCCCACCACUUCUCGAUUCAGCCACCUGUACCGUGGUGUCUAUCCCUUCCUGUACCCCGAGCAGAAGCCCGACUUUGAGACUGUCAACUGGCAGGAGGAUGUCGACAAGCGCAUCAAGUGGGCCGUCACCCACGCCAUCGAGCUCGGCACCCUGACUGCCGGCGACACCGUCGUCGUUGUCCAGGGCUGGAAGGGCGGCAUGGGCAACACCAACACCCUGCGCAUUGUCCGCGCUGACCCAGACCACCUGGGCAUUGGACAGAUGGCUUAG
Messenger RNA from Trichoderma harzianum CBS 226.95, 1587 nucleotides. RefSeq lists its product as hypothetical. Gene Ontology annotation, cellular component: cytoplasm. Gene Ontology annotation, biological process: glycolytic process. The record is from RefSeq and is a predicted model, not a curated record. The transcript has 2 exons. The coding region runs from base 1 to 1587 and encodes 528 amino acids. NCBI's taxonomy places the organism in Eukaryota, Fungi, Ascomycota, Sordariomycetes, Hypocreales, Hypocreaceae. Gene Ontology annotation, molecular function: potassium ion binding; magnesium ion binding; pyruvate kinase activity.